AGGCAGCCUCUGAUUGAUGCUUCAGAGGCUGGGAGGGAGCCGAUGAACGGACCAUGACAGAGAUCACAGAGGAGAACUUUCUACAAGAAGGCCCGGAGCCAAGAGGAAUGCUUGUGGAUUCUCCAGGAAGAUUGCCCAAGGAUAUUUCCUUCCAAAAUAGGGUUGAUAAAAGAGAUGUGUGGGAUGUAGCGAAAGAAUGUGAAGCACAUGAAGUAUGGGAGGAAAGUGAUAAGAACCUAGAACUGAAAGAGAGCUUUGGGAAUCAUGAUGUCCCAAAAAAGCUGGAGAAAAACCAGAUGAGUCAUGGAAAUGGUAAAUCCAUUGCUUCUCAGAAUGCUGAAUACCAAGAAAUAAUAUGUGAAAGAAAGGGAAGGAUUGAAUGUUCUAUGUGUGAGAAAAGCUUUGCUAGUAUAUCAACCCUCAAAGUGCACUGGAAAACACACACAGGAGAGAAACCAUAUAAAUGUUUGGAAUGUGGAAAGAGAUUCUGUCAUAGCUCAGCUCUUAUUGUACAUCAAAGAACCCACACAGGAGAGAAAAAGUAUAAAUGUUUUGAAUGUGGAAAAAAGUUCAUGCAAAGUACAAACCUAAUUUUGCAUCAAAGAAUCCACACAGGAGAAAAACCAUAUAAAUGUUUGGAGUGUGGAAAGAACUUUUGUAUGAAGUCAAGCCUUACUAUGCAUCAAAAAAUCCACACAGGAGAGAAACGGUAUAAGUGUUUGGAAUGUGGAAAGAAGUUCAUGCAGAGCACCAACCUCAUUUUGCAUCAGACAAUACACACAGGAGAGCAGCCAUAUAUAUGUUUGGAGUGUGGAAAGAGCUUUAGUAAGAAAUCAAACCUUAAUGUUCAUCAAAGGAUCCACACAGUAGAGAAACCAUUUAAAUGCCUGGAGUGUGGAAAAGGCUUUACUGAAAGUACAAGUCUUAUUAGACAUCAAGGAAUUCAUGAGGGGGAACAGCCAUUUCCAUUCUUUGAGUCUAGGAAGAGAUUGUGGCAGAGCUCAAACCUCACUGCAAAUCAAAGAACCCACACAGGUGAAAAACGUUAUAAAUGUUUGGAAUGUGGAAAGAGUUUUAAGCUGAGUACUACCCUCCUUAUACAUCAAAGAACCCACACUGGCGAAAAACCAUAUACAUGUACAGAAUGUGGAAAGAGCUUUAUGCGGAGUACAACCCUCAUUGUACAUAGAAGAACCCACACAGGAGAAAAACCAUAUACAUGUUUAGAAUGUGGAAAGAGCUUUAUGCAGAGUAAAAACCUUAUUGUGCAUCAAAGAACCCAUACAGGUGAAAAACCAUAUAAAUGCUUAGAGUGUGGAAAGAGCUUUAUUCAGAACUCAAGCCUUACAGCCCAUCAAAGAAGCCACACUGGAGAAAAACUAUACGACUGUUCAGAAUGUGGAAAGAAGUUCACAAGGAAUGCAAACCUCAUAAUACAUCAAUUACUUCACACAGGGGAGAAACCAUACAAAUGCUUGGAAUGUGGAAGGAGCUUUACUCUGAGCAAAAGACUUACUAACCAUCAAAAAAUCCACACAGAUGUGAAACCUUUUAAAUGCCUGGAUUGUGGGAAAACCUUUAGUCACAGUAUAAGUCUCAAGAGACAUAAAAAUAUGCAGACAGGGAAAUGUAAAAAGGGCUUUAGUCAGAUGCAAAACAACCCAAAAACUCAAACCAAGAAGAAACCAUAUCAAUGCCUGGAGUGCCGAAGUUGCUUCAGUCACAACUCAAACCUUCUUAGACAUCAACUAAUCCACACAGGGGAGAAGCCUUUUAAAUGCCAGGAAUGUGGCUCUUGCUUCACUCAGCACUCAAACCUUAUGAGACAUGCACUUAUUCACACUAGGCAAAAACAGUAGAAAGCCCCAGAC
Messenger RNA from Euleptes europaea (tarantolino), 1871 nucleotides. Its product is annotated as zinc finger protein 883-like. The coding region runs from base 54 to 1859 and encodes 601 amino acids. The transcript is spliced from 3 exons. The record is from RefSeq and is a predicted model, not a curated record. Gene Ontology annotation, molecular function: RNA polymerase II cis-regulatory region sequence-specific DNA binding; DNA-binding transcription factor activity. Gene Ontology annotation, biological process: regulation of transcription by RNA polymerase II. Lineage: Eukaryota; Metazoa; Chordata; Lepidosauria; Squamata; Sphaerodactylidae.